AUUUGGAGUGCUAAAUGUCAACACUUCACAUUCCACAAAGAAGUUGCCAUGACUCAUGGUGACAAUCCUAAAGUAUUUGAACCCCCCGAACCCUUUCUUCGUUCAUUGUUGCCAGCCUGUCAAAUCGGCGAUCUUACCGAUAUCAAAUAUCCAUUCCUCUGGCCUCUCACAACCUACGGAAUACAGUGCCGAGUGCUUACCCCUGCUUCCUGAUCACCCAAAGGUCAAAGGCCCAAGAUUUCCCGGGUCUGAUACUACCACGCAACAGGGUUGAGAGUACCGCAAGAUGACCUCGCUGGUUCCAAGAGAACCGUACACCGCGGAUGAGCUGCGAAGCUUAUACCCAGAAGGGCUUGAGCUUCAAUUAGUCCAAGUGCUGUUGCGACAUGGAGAGAGAACUCCAGUAUCAGCUCGGUUCCAGAAUACCGGACUGCACGGACAUUGGCCGUACUGCAAUGCGGCUCGAACACUGACAAGCGCUGUCCUGUCAACAAGCGACUUCUCAAAAUGGGGCUCGCUAAAGUACCAGAGAAGCCUUGAGACAUUUGGCCCUGAUGACGGACCAGUGCUUACUGCUGGGCCGAAGCAAGAAUCCGACGCCAUCUGCCUGCCAGGAGAACUCACGGACUUGGGUCGAAAGACCACCUUAGAACUUGGACACCGCUUACGACGUCUAUAUGUUGAUCAACUCGGGUUCAUGCCCAAAGUCAUUUCGAACACUGACAUGAUCUAUCUUCGAUCGACACCGAUACCACGUGCCCUCGAGUCAAUGCAGCAAGCAUUUUCGGGCAUGUACCCUUCCAGUGCGCUAACCGCUGAUUGUCCACCACCCACGAUAUACCAAAGGACACCAGCCAAUGAAACCUUGUAUCCCAACGAUAGUGGUUGCCGUCGCUUUGCGCAUCUGAAUCGUGCAUUUGCGGAGAGGACCGCCGCUCGUUGGAAUGGUUCUCCGGAGAUGCGGUAUGUUAAUAAAAAAAUAGGGAAGUGGAUGCCCGACGGCCUAGUUGCCGUUGACUCGCGUCCGAGGUUGUCGGGAAUCAUGGACAGUGUGAACGCAACGUUCGCACAUGGAGCACCGACCAAGCUGCCCGCAGAAUUCUACGACCCGAAAUUGCGGGAGAUCCUUGACAAGGUGGCAGUUGAAGAAUGGUUCGCGGGGUACACUGAGUCUCGAGAAUAUCGAAUGCUGGGGAUCGGAGCUCUUGCCGGUGACAUUGUGUCUCGAAUGGUCGGAAAUGCCGAGCAAGCCGCCGUCGAUGCAUCAGCCCAGGGUGGCGGGGAUGAUGACGACGUCAGAGCCGGAAAAGAACGUGAAACCGGCAUCAAGUUUGCUUUGUCCGGAUGCCACGACACCACGCUUGCCGCCUUGCUCACGGGACUGGGAGCGUUCAAGGGCGAGAAAUGGCCUCCGUUCACCAGCCAUAUCGCUGUGGAGCUGUUCAAGAAGACGGAAUCAAAGGUGGAAUCUGAGGCGGAAGGGUCUGAGGACGCGGCAACGUUGGCCAAGAAACCAAAGGGGUUUUGGAACAAGAAAUCCGCAGGGAAGCUGGAAGGAAUCGCGCGAAGGCCGAUGCAGGAACUGACGGAGGACGAGAAGCAAAGACUCGAGGGAUAUUUCGUGCGUCUGCGGUACAAUGACAAAGUCAUGCAAGUCCCUGGGUGCAAACUUCCGGGCAACCAUCUUGAAGGAGACGAGAGCUUUUGCACUCUGACGGCCUUCAAAACCCUGGUGGACAAGUUCACGCCUCCCAACUGGAAAAAGGCCUGCGGAUCCAACCUGGAUUCUCCGAAAUUCCCCCCCGAGAUCGAGCCUGCGGGAGAGCUCUAAGAUGCGAAUCGAAGAUAGCGAAUGUCGUGUUGCGUGUUGCGUGUUGCGUGUUGCAUGUUGCGGUUGAAAAAUGGAAUUCGUGGUGGCGUCAAGACUUGGUUGUCGAGGACAACGGACUCAAAUGUCGAUAUGAGGAUUGAAGGAGGGAUCAAAAACGGUGCAUUGACAAGGAAGUCAAUAGAAUAGUAGUCGGGAAUACCUACCUGUGUAUCUUAACUGGGGAUCAGUGACAAAGGUGUCAUGAAUCCAUGCACAAAAUACUGAAAUGCUGCAGAGCAUCAAGUUCUGAU
Eremomyces bilateralis CBS 781.70 is the source of this 2121-nucleotide messenger RNA. Its product is annotated as histidine acid phosphatase-like protein. Gene Ontology annotation, molecular function: phosphatase activity. The transcript has 5 exons. Bases 287 to 1831 code for a protein of 514 amino acids. Lineage: Eukaryota; Fungi; Ascomycota; Dothideomycetes; Eremomycetales; Eremomycetaceae. The record is from RefSeq and is a predicted model, not a curated record. Gene Ontology annotation, biological process: dephosphorylation.